CUCAACAUAUUUAGUGUAACAUUGUCCACUUUUAGUAUAGUGCAUGUCCAAUUGAAGUAAUGGAUCAUGCAUCUUUGAUUGUGUCCUCUGAAUCUCUGAUUGUGCCUUCUGUUCAGGAAAUAGUAAAGGAGCCAUUGACAAGAGUUCCAGAGCGUUAUGUUCGUCCACAUCAUGACCGUCCAAUAAUAUCUACAACAACACCUUUGCUUGAGCUUCCUGUUAUUGACUUUAGCAAAUUGUUUUCCCAAGAUCUCACUAUAAAAGGACUAGAACUGGAUAAACUACACUCUGCCUGCAAAGAAUGGGGUUUUUUCCAGCUGAUUAAUCAUGGAGUGAGCACUUCAUUGGUGGAAAAUGUGAAGAUGGGUGCUAAGGAAUUCUACAAUCUUCCAAUUGAAGAGAAAAAGAAAUUUAGUCAGAAAGAAGGAGAUGUGGAAGGAUAUGGUCAGGCCUUUGUAAUGUCCGAGGAACAGAAAUUGGAUUGGGCAGAUAUGUUUUUUAUGAUUACUUUGCCAUCACAUAUGAGGAAACCUCAUUUAUUUCCUAAACUCCCCUUACCAUUCAGUUAUAACAAACGGAAUUUAUCCAAGCAUUGAUCAUCGAGCAAAAGUGAACUUAAAAAAGGAAAGACUUUCUAUAGCAACAUUUUACAGCCCUGGUAUGGAAGUAAUGUUACGCCCAGCGCCAACCCUUGUUACUCCAAAAACACCAGCACUAUUCAAACCAAUUGGUGUAACUGAUUUCUGCAUAGGAUACCUUAGCAAAGAACUCCGUGGAAAAUCAUUUCUUGAUAGUUUGAGGAUCCAAAAUGAAGAUGAGAAACAUGUACACUUGGGUAUUGAAUGAUCAACGAUGGAAAUUAUACUGGAGUAUUAUAUAAGCUCGAAAAGCAUGUAUGUACUUUUUGAGGGAAAGCAUCCAUGUACUUCAAACUUCUAUAUGAUUGUAAAAAUAAACAAUAAAAGCUUUGUAUUAAAUAGACACUAU
Messenger RNA from Medicago truncatula (barrel medic), 987 nucleotides. RefSeq names its product probable 2-oxoglutarate/Fe(II)-dependent dioxygenase. Lineage: Eukaryota; Viridiplantae; Streptophyta; Magnoliopsida; Fabales; Fabaceae. The record is from RefSeq and is a predicted model, not a curated record. The coding region runs from base 60 to 596 and encodes 178 amino acids. The transcript has 3 exons.